AUGCAGCCCUCCCCUUAUUCGAACGACGAAUACACUGUCGGAUGGAUUUCGGCUCUGAAUGACGAAUUCAUCGUCGCCAUGGCCAUGCUGGACGAGGAGCAUGGAAGGCCCCAGUCCACCCCUCAACAUGACACAAAUGCAUACCAUCUCGGCAAAAUCGGCGACCACAAAGUCGCUAUGGCAUCGGUAUCUGGGGGGCAAAUGGGAACUGGACCAGCUGCUGUCGCGGCGGAGAACAUGCGCCGGACAUUCAAGAAUAUUCGAUUCGCGCUUCUUGUGGGUAUUGGUGGGGGCCUGCCUGGAAAAGAUAAAGAUGUGCGUCUGGGUGAUGUCGUGGUCAGUUAUCCAGAAAAGACCUACACAGGAGUUGUGCAGCAUGACUACGGGACAUUGAUGCCCAAUGGCGAGAUCGAGAGGAAAGAUUGGUUUUGCGCACCGCCCCGUAAGCUCCUGGCAACGGUUGACAUGCUAAGGGCAUAUCACUCAAGACCGAAGAAUCCGAUCAACACUAUGGGUAGCAUUAUGGAGGAGCUGGGUCACGAUUAUGCUUAUCCAGCCGGCGUGCCUGACGAUUUGUAUCGGGCAGACUACAACCAUGCACCUGAAGCUCGGACAUGCGACUCUUGCGACAAGAGCGCAUUGGUAAUUCGAGAGUGCCGACAACAUCCUUGCAAGCCGCGCAUACAUUACGGGAUUAUAGCAUCUGGAAGUCUAGUGAUCAAAAGCGGUGUUUCAAGGGACAGGAUUGACCAACGUUAUAACACAUCAAUAUUGUGUUUCGAAAUGGAGGCCGCAGGCCUGAUGAAUAACUUUCCUUGCCUUGUCAUCCGAGGUAUCAGCGACUACAGCGAUUCGCACAAGAACGACCGAUGGAGGAACCGUGCAAUUGCAGUUUCGUCGGCAUAUGCUAAGGAACUUCUGUCGCUGAUUGAGCCCGCUGAUGUGGAAGUUUUGCCAACUUUAACAGGUCGCGUUCUUACUGCUGCGAAAGUCAACGAGGGCGUAACUGAAAGUCUAGGACUACUUAAAGAAGCUCAGCAUGGAUCCCAAAUGAAGGACCUCGAAGAUCGCUGGAUCCUAUGCGAGCGUUGGUUGAAACCACCCAAUUUCCGGGAACUCCAGCACGACACAAUUCAAAAUAAACUUCCAGAAACUUGUGACUGGAUCUGGUCGAACAAGAACUUCAUGGAAUGGAAAACAACUCCGUCUUCGGGAUUAGAUGGUUUACUUUGUAUUUGCGGCCCUCCUGGCUGUGGGAAAAGUGUGCUGGCCUCCUUUAUGGUAGACCACAUGAAGCGAACUACUACGCCGGUGCUGUUCUUCCCUUUUUCUAGAAUACAUACGAGACAGCAAAAGCCCAGUGACAUGCUGCGGUCACUCAUAUGGCAGCUGGUGGAGAUUGGACCAAAACAACAAGCACUAUCAAUGUUACACGAACCGAUGCAAAAGGGUCGGCCUACGACAUCCGACCUAUGGAGGACAUUCCAUGACAUAGCUAGCCUUGUUUCCGAUCCCGUUUAUUGUAUUAUUGACGGGGUGGAUGAAAGCAAGGAAGACACGGCUGGGUUGAUUCAAAGACUGCGCAUCUUCCUCCAAGAUCAUUUCAACUUCCGCAUUAUCAUGUUCGGCCGUCAGAUUGUAUUUAAAGGAAUUGGCGCUAUCCAGCACAAACUUGAAAUUGAGCCUAGCCUGGUGAGCGCCGAUAUUGAGAAAGCUAUUAGACACGGAAUAACACACUCCGAUACUAUAUGUACGCCACAGCUGGAGGAGGAGGUGUUCAGAUUUCUCCAAAAGCACGCGAACGGGAAUUUCCUUUGGAUUAAGCAUAUGAUUGAGCACCUGGGAAAGUCUGUUGGGGCAGCCGACACGCGCAAAAGACUACGCAACCUCCCCAAAGACCUUCAAACCUUCUAUGAGGAUCUGUUUCUGAGCCUUAUUUGCACGUUGGAACCGUCGGAGCUCGCUGCUUCUCAGAAAAUUGUUGCAUAUCUCCUUGUGUCCAGACGUCCGUUGUCCAUCGAAGAGGUUCGAUAUUCACUAGCCGUAGACGCCAUGUCUACCUCACCAUCUGAGAACAGUCCUUUUGAGGACUACCUGAUUCCCGCGCUAGAUAGCCGCAUCUUCAAGCUAUGUGGUAGUAUUGUCAGUAUUAAAAACGGCUAUUUGCAUCUGGUGCAUUCUUCUGUCAUGGACUUCCUAGUCAGACCUGAGUCGCAAUGGGGAUCUCGAAGGAAGAACCGCAACAUCAUGCGUGCCUUCCAAGUCAAUUUGAGCAAUGCACAUGGCUCAAUUGGAAAAGCCUGUAUAGCAUAUCUUGAGGUGGUUUAUUCCGCCGCGUCGGCCAGCAACUCAUCUGAAAGAACAAGAGACCGCCCAUUUGUCGAAUACGCGCUCCAGUCUCUGUUAUUCCAUAUCAACAGGUCUGAUUUCGAGAAAAGUUACAUUUUAAACCAAACUGACAAGCUGCUGGGUUCGACCUUGUUCAUGAGCAUAUUACACGAAAUUGCCACAAUGAUCGUUGAAGAUGACUCUCUAGACUUCUUGAUCGAGGAAUUUAACGAUUUUUUAUCAAGGCUAGAUGACAAGGAGUAUGCUCAAAUCAGAUGGAAAGCUGUUUCAGUUUUGAAGGACGAGCAUGAGCGCCUAUCAAAGGAGUAUGGGCAAUUCAAUUGGCGAACCGAACGAAUACGCCUGUUUCAGGCUUUUAUCGAUCAGAACACUACAAUUUCGAACAACAUUGACUUUGGGUUUCCGUCCGCUGGAAGUACCAUGAUGGGGCUAGCAGAAGUUGCACCGAUCCUGCACAUUCUUCAAGAUAAAACACUGCACAGUUCGUCGAGGACGUUAGAUUUGUUUCUGAGGUUAAACAUUCACCUCGUCAAGUUCAGACAGAUCACUGAUCCGAUACAAAUGAUCAUACGAAUUAUCAUGCAGAAAGCAGAUAUAGCCCCGACUUAUGUCCUCCUCACUGUGGCGUUUUACUACCUUGAUCACAGCAAGUACGAUGAAGCCCUGAACGCUUUUCACAUUUCUCUUGAAAGGUUGAAAGGAAAGGAUUUGACAACGAGGUAUCUAGCAUGUCGAGGUGCCGGUUGGGCGCAUUACAAAAAAAUGCAAUCUGAGAAAUCCCUAGAGUUGUUUUUACUAGCUUUCUCUGGGUUUGAAAGACUGCUAGGCUCCGAGGAUUGGGAUACAUUGGUGACACGUAAGUUUAUAGGCCAGGUUUUAGUGGACCUUCAACAGUACGAGAAGGCUUUUCAGUACUUCAACGAAGUUCUAGCAGCAUUCGAAAGACUCUAUGGCCCUAAAUACUACGUGACAUUGUCGGUCGUUCAUCACAUGGGCGCUGCGUACGUUCUUAUGGGGGAGCAUGAGAGAGCUCUUAGGCCUCUUCAUAGAGCGCUAGAAGGCCAAAAGGAGGUAUACGGUCCUCGAAAUAAACACGCAUUACGAAUGGGGUACUGGGUUGGUUUGGCAUACCAGGGGCUUGAUCAAUAUGAAAUCGCUUUGGAAUAUUUUACCGAGGCAUUGUCAGGCCAGGAAAAGGUGCUUGGCCUCUCACAUCCACAAACAUUGGACACACUUAUACACAUGGGCGAGGUGCACAUGAGUCUCCGUGAAUGCAACAAAGCGGCAGAGUUCUUCAACAGAGCGAAGGGAAAGGAUACGUCACGAGCACGGUCUCCAUUACUUGGAUCUCUCAUUGCUCCAUCAUGA
This is a messenger RNA of Penicillium robsamsonii, 3717 nucleotides long. RefSeq lists its product as uncharacterized. Gene Ontology annotation, molecular function: ATP hydrolysis activity; protein binding. The transcript is spliced from 3 exons. The coding region runs from base 1 to 3717 and encodes 1238 amino acids. Lineage: Eukaryota; Fungi; Ascomycota; Eurotiomycetes; Eurotiales; Aspergillaceae. Gene Ontology annotation, biological process: nucleoside metabolic process. The record is from RefSeq and is a predicted model, not a curated record.